Pipistrellus kuhlii (Kuhl's pipistrelle) is the source of this 3053-nucleotide messenger RNA. It is a transcript of the gene TTYH2, whose product is annotated as tweety family member 2. Gene Ontology annotation, cellular component: plasma membrane. The coding region runs from base 85 to 1695 and encodes 536 amino acids. Gene Ontology annotation, molecular function: volume-sensitive chloride channel activity; intracellularly calcium-gated chloride channel activity. Lineage: Eukaryota; Metazoa; Chordata; Mammalia; Chiroptera; Vespertilionidae. The record is from RefSeq and is a predicted model, not a curated record. The transcript is spliced from 14 exons.
CGGAUCCGGGCGGGUGGCGUCCCGGGCCGGUGGCUGGUGGCGGCGGCUGCAGCGGCAGCGGAGGAGCGGGCUCUGGGCCGGGCCAUGCCGGGCGCACGCGGGGAGUACCUGGCGCCCUGGUGGGUGGUGUGGCUGCACCGGGCCCCGCACCUCAGCCUGCGCCUGCAGUGGGUGAACAGCACCUUCCGCCCCCGCGAUGAGGAGUACCAGGAGUCGCUGCUGUUCCUGGGGCUGGUGGCCGCCGCCUGCCUGGGCCUGAACCUCCUCUUCCUCGCGGCUUACCUGGUGUGCGCCUGCUGCUGCCGCCAGGCCAAGCCGCGCCCGUCCUGCUGCGUCACCUGGUCGGCCGUGGUGGCCGGGCUCGUCUGCUGUGCCGCGGUGGGCGUUGGUUUCUAUGGAAACAGCGAGACCAACGAUGGGGUGUACCAGCUGAUCUACUCCUUGGAAAACGCGAACCACACCUUCUCCGGGAUCGAUGCGCUGACUCCCACCCCGGCCUCUCCCCAGGUGUCCGGAACCACCCAGACGAUGGAGGUGGACCUGGCGCGGCACCUGGCCCGGCUCGGCGAGAUCUUCGCCGCCCGGAGCGACUACCCCCAGGCCCUGAAGCUGGUGCAGCAGAGGGCGGCCGGCCUCGUCGACCAGCUGGCGGGGGUGCCCGUGUGGACGGAGGUCAGCGCCCAGCUGACCCGGCUGGCCGACCAGACCGGCUACGUGGAGUACUACCGGUGGCUUUCCUACCUCCUGCUCUUCAUCCUGGACUUGGCCGUCUGCCUCUUCGCCUGCGUGGGCCUGGCCAAGCGCUCCAGGUGCCUCCUGGCCUUGCUGCUGUGCUGUGGGCUGCUGGCCGUGGUCCUCAGCUGGACGUCCCUGGCUGCCGACGCCGUCGCAGCCGUGGGCACCAGUGACUUCUGCGCGGCUCCCGACAGCUUCAUCCUGAACAUCACGGAGGGCCAGCCUAGCACAGAGGUGACCCGUUACUACCUGUACUGCAAUCAGAGCGUCAGCAGCCCCUUCCAGCAGGCGCUGACCGUCUUCCAGCGCUCGCUGACCGCCAUGCAGUUCCAGGUGGCGGGCCUGCUGCGCUUCGCCGUGCCCGUGUUCCCCACGGCGAAGGAGGAUCUGCUCAGCAUCCAGCUCCUGCUAAACUCCUCCGAGUCCAGCCUCCACCAGCUGACAGCCUUGUUGGACUGCCGAGGGCUGCACAAGGACUACCUGGACGCCCUGGCCGGCGUCUGCUACGACGGCAUCGAGGGCCUGCUCUUCCUGGGCCUCUUCUCCCUCCUGGCCGCCCUGGCCUUCUCCACCAUGGUCCGCGCGGGGCCGCGGGCCUGGAAGCGCUCUCCCGCCAGGGACAGAGACUACAACGACAUCGACGACGACGACCCCUUCAACCCCCAGGCCCGGCGCAUCGCGGGCUACCUCCCGGCGCGGGGCCGGCUGCCCAGCUUCUGCAGCUACAGCGGCAGCCUGGACAGCCAGCCCGGCCCACCGCCGGCCCAGGCGCUCUCCAACGCGCCGGUCUCCGAGUACAUGAACCAGGCUGCGCUGUUCGGCGGGAACCCGCGCUACGAGAACACACCGCUCAUCGGGAGAGGCUCGCCGCCGCCCACGUACUCUCCCAGCAUGCGGGCCACCUACCUGUCCGUCGGGGACCAGCACCUGCGGCACUACGGGAAUGAGUUUCCAGCCUAGCUCCCAGAGGCGCCUGCCGCCUCCGACCGGCGCCGUUUGGGAUUGGUUCGCCUGGAAGCUGCGUGUCAUUCAUAGAAGCCAAAGGCCUCUGGGGACCACCUGCGGGAUGGCAGGGCCGGACGGCGCCCGGGCCUGGCUGGGACCCUGACCAAAACCGCAGGCAGACAGACGGAGGGCCCGCCACCUGGACCGGCCUCUCCCUCCUCUCCUGUCCCCCAGCUGCUGGCUGCCCCUACCCGGGAGCCUGGAUCCCGCCCUCGCCGGGUGGGGAAUGACAAUGACAGCGAGGAAGGCCCGGCUCAGGCCCGAGGGUCCCACUGCCAGCCCUGUGCCUCCUGCGUGCAUUUUCCUGCAGGCAAACCUGGAAGCGCUGAUCGGGAGAUGCUUGCGGGAAGGCGAUGUCCCCGAUGAGACCGUCUCCCAGGGCCUGGGGGCCUCUUCCUGGGCCUCAGAGAAGGUGCUGGAGCCCUGCCUAGGAGGGCUGCUGCCGCUCGCUCGGGCCUGGCAGCUCUGCAGUGACAGCGGGUGGGAAUGGGGUGACAGCCCGCUCCGUCCCCGGCCUUUCCGCAGUCAUUGGUCGCAUCACCUCCCUUCCAGCGCCAUGCUGGAAGUGAUGCUGGGAGUGCGUUCACGCCGACAGGAAAUCGCGGACACUUUGAAAGAGACUAACUCUCCUUUCCCCAGCGUUUUAAAUACGUGGAUUCGCCAAAGAAUUGAGCCUCAGGGCGCAGAUUUCACAGUCCAUCCGGCUCCGUCCUCACCCCUGGUUUGGAUCCCGUUCCUUUUCGGGUCUUGCUGACACUGCCAGGACCUAGGGGAGGAGGGAGGGGGGAUUUUUAAACAAAAUAAAGAUCAGUGAGACCUCCUGCCCUAAGCUGCUGUGUGAUGGCCCUUUAAGGGGGAAGGAAGGACAAACAGCAUGAAUGGCGUCCACCCAGGGGAACGGCCGGCAUGGGCCAGUGUUCUCCCUUUUGUCUUCAGGCGAGUUUGUCUGGAAAGGUUUUAGCAAAGCUGGACAACUGUCGUCUUCCUUGCCACCCCCACCACCCUAUCCGCACCCCACCCCCUUGUCCCAGGCCCUGUGCUCCCCGCUGGUGAGAAGGCACUAAACCAGGAGAAAACACCCACGGUUCUGCCUGCGGAGGAGCCAGGGUUAGGGUCUUGGGUGCCGCCGACAUCCUGCCAACUCUCAGUGCCCAGUGCUCCCACGGCCUCCCACGCCAAAGCAGGGACAUGGGUGCCGGGCUUGGGGCGAGGCUCCAGUUGCGUUUUGGAAGAGCCACCUUCUCGUCAAACACGGACAGCAGAGCGGUUCUCAAGCCCCCAGGACAGAUGGGGCCACGGGGCAGCCAGGACUC